Molecule: messenger RNA, 3453 nt
Organism: Dalotia coriaria
Lineage: Eukaryota; Metazoa; Arthropoda; Insecta; Coleoptera; Staphylinidae
Product: synapsin-like
Exons: 2
Coding region: 92-850 (252 amino acids)
Biological process (GO): neurotransmitter secretion
Cellular component (GO): synaptic vesicle membrane; synaptic vesicle
Source: RefSeq, a predicted model, not a curated record
AGCAUCACGUUUUCCAUGCGUAAUCAAAAUAGGUCACGCCCAUGGAGGACUCGGCAAGGUCAAAGUCGACAACAUCAAUGACUUCCAAGAUAUGGCGUCUGUCGUGGCAGUAGCACAGAGCUACUGCACUGUGGAACCCUACAUUGACUCCAAGUAUGAUAUCCACGUACAGAAAGUGGGUAAUAAUUACAAGGCAUUCAUGCGCAAGUCAAUCUCUGGCUGCUGGAAAACCAACACCGGUUCAGCCAUGUUGGAACAGAUUACAAUGCCGGAGCGUUACCGCACGUGGGUAGAUGAAGUAUCAGAUCUCUUCGGAGGGUUAGAAAUCUGUGCCCUGGAAGUAGUGGUUGGAAAAGACGGACGCGAGUAUAUUAUCGAAGUGAAUGACAGUGCGUUGACUCUUCUGGGCGAUACGCAGGAAGAGGAUCGAAGGCAUAUUGCUGAUUUGGUUGUGGCUCGCAUGCAGGCUAUUUGCAGGCCCAAAGUUGGUGAGGAAAUGGGAUCUGAAGAACCAGCACCACCUCCGGUUGGACCAAGAGGUAUUCUUGGUAGUUUGACGAGUUUGACCAGUACUGGUUCUGGUGCGUCGCAUCCACCAUCUGAACCCCCACCACUACCGCCAUCUGGGGAGCAUCCGUCGUUGUCAAGUGUUGGUCGGCGAGACAGUCAGGUAUCACAAACAAGUCAGAUUAGCGGAACCGGUGCUCCGCCCACUGGACGAUUACCGGAAACUCCACCACGACCGGGCUUCCAACGGCAGGGCAGUCAGAGCCAGGCGGUACCUGAGGAUUCAGAGGACACGAUGAAGAACUUGAGGAAAACAUUCGCCGGUAUUUUCGGGGAUAUGUAAACAAUUAAAGAAAAAACAAAAUGGCAGCAAACCACAAAUUGAAACAAAAUGGCGUUAAAUCAGUCAAAUGUCAAUAGGAACAAAAUAAUACCAAAAAAAUCAAAAACAUACAGAUAAACAUGCGACAGGUGAAAAUAUUUUAUCUAUGAUAAAGUCCCAACAUCAUUUGAAGGUCAAAGGACGACGCUGUGAGUACUCGCACCUCUCAGUAGACUAAUUAGUUUUAAUGACUCUACUCGAGAGAAAUAUAAAAGCCGUACUAAUGAUGCUAAUUAAAAGAGGAAGAUGGCGUUAAUGUCGGACAUUUUGUUGUUUGCUGCCGUACAACUCGUUACUUGACAGUUGACAGUUAACAUCAUUCAAUCAACACGCUCCAUUUUAAACUAAUAACUACUAAUAUAACGAUGCAAUAAAGAUGAAGAAGUUGAUUGAUAAGUGAAGAAGACAAAAUUAGGAAUUAACACGCGUUGCAUAACGGAAAAAAGAGGAAACCAUUACACAAACAUGCAAAACAUUCACAACGUUAAAUUGGUGUCAAAUGUUUUGGCACACAGGUUUGCACGUUUUGACAGUUAUAUAAAGACAUGUUAUAACCACUGCCUAUGGCCGGGUGUUUCGCCAUUUUGCAAAACAAAGCAAAGCAAAAUCCACUCAGACGCGAUUGUUUCAUAUCGGUAAAGAAGAUUUCUGUAAAAAUGUCAAAAAGACAAGAGUUGCGUUUUGUUUUGUUUUGUGCAAUGAGUCGUAACACCUUUGUUAUUAUGUUAGACGAAUAGUUGUUAACGAAACAAUAAUAAGUAAGUACGUGUACGUUAUAUACAUUAAAAAUUACUAUACAUACUAUACAUAUGCAUAUACAUACAUACAUAAUAGGUAUAUAUACACAAAAAACAUUUUAAACAAAUUUUGAAAUUUGAACAAUUUUCAAAAACAAAACCAAAAAAAAAAACAAGAGGAAUAUUAUUAAGUCGAUGUUGAGUAUGUGUAGAGACAGAUUGCACCAUGUGUUAAUUAAUGCUCACACGAUUAGCGUACAGCCGACGAUGCACGAUGAAUGUAUGUAUGUGAUGCGCUAGUCGUCAUCAGAUGGCGUUAAAGUGCGUCGUCGCUCAACUGGCACCAUAACGCACUUGAUUUAUAACCACAAAGAUAAGGAAUGAAAUAGAUACAGCCUAUACUAAACAAAUGUCUUCUAACAUAACCAACAACCUAACCUAUUAAUCAGUCUGUGUCAUAUUAUUAAGCCAAACGCAACCAAAAACCAGAACAAAUGACAACACAACAUAUAUGUAUAUGUAUAAGAGUGAAACUAAUACAAAAAAAAUGUCUGUCUUCUCAAACUCUCUUCACUGUAUUUAAAUCUUCUUCUCUGUAUGUAAACGUAAUCGUAAAUGCAAAUAACGAACGAUGCUAAACAAUGACGUCACAAACAAAUAUGUAAAAUGGACAAUAUUUAAAAUGUAUUCAAAUGAAGAUGAUGACACACACAAGAUGGCGACUUGCAGAUGAUAUAAAUAUUAAAUGUGACACAUAUGUUUGACAUUUGAAGCCGAGUCGAGAUGCAUCGAGAUUGAUUUAUGCAACGAAAAAACUCGUUUAGAAAAAUGACAUGCGACACCUCAGAGUCGAUACUAAUACAGUUUUCUUGAGAUUGAGGAUAAUAAUAUUGGCAUUUUAAACAAACUAUAAACAAACAAAAAAGACGAGUAGAUUUUUCAUUAUACAUAGAAAAAGAAAACAGUUUUGAUGAUAUUGAUAUAAAUAUUGAUGAGAAUACAACCAAAUAACGAUGUACUCGAGCAUAGGCUACCGUUAGUUAAUAUUAUUAUCAUAUUAUCAAUGAAUUAUGUACUUUAAGUAGGUGAUGUAGAAAGUGCGCGACGUCAAAGUCAAAAUGUCAAAAAUUGUUAUGUUAUGUUAGGUUAAAUAUUGUUACUUCACAGUUGACUAAUUUUAAGGUUAAGUUAUGUUGCGCUACUAAAACUCACUCGAGCAACUGCGGAUCGUUUGGGAUUUUUGUACCCGUUAAGUAAAUUCUCUAUAAAAACUAAAGAUGGCGUUGGUUACGACGAUUGACAGCUGUAAAUGUCACUGAAUGUAAUAUAUUCCCGCUUGUAGCUUUACAUACUAGCGCAUGAAGUAAGAAUGUAAAUGUACCAGCAAAGCUUAUGUAAUUUGCUUCUAGAGGGCAGCACUACUACUAAACUAACCAAAACUGUACAUUAUAAGAAUUAUUUAAAUAAUAAUUAAUUUAUCUUUGUCUUUGUUAACUUGAAAGGUCUAAAAUGUAAAACGUCAUAUCAGGUUAUGUGUUAUAUACGUAAUGAGGUUAUGAUUGUUUUGACAGGUGUCUUGACACUUGUCUGACAGACUUUGACGUGGGGAUGCGCACGACAAGGUUGUUUAGCUCUCCCAGCUUGCGGAUAUUACGUUUCAAGCAUAUUGUAUAGCGUUAAUAAUGAAAUAACAAAUAACAUUAAUAAGAUUAGUAUUAUGAAGCAAACAGCAAACAAAAAUAAAUUACAACAAAAACGAAAUACUGAUUAAAUGGAAAAUACUAUGAUAAUAUUAAUAUUAAUAAAAAUCAUCAAUAUAAAAGCAAA